Plasmodium berghei ANKA is the source of this 1170-nucleotide messenger RNA. Its product is annotated as inner membrane complex protein, putative. The coding region runs from base 1 to 1170 and encodes 389 amino acids. The record is from RefSeq and is a predicted model, not a curated record. NCBI's taxonomy places the organism in Eukaryota, Apicomplexa, Aconoidasida, Haemosporida, Plasmodiidae. The transcript is spliced from 2 exons.
AUGGCCAAUGAAACAGAAAUAAACACCGAAAAAGUCUGUAAUGUGGAUAAUAGUUUCGAUGAAACUAAUGAUACACUUCCUGAUAACAAAAAGGAACAACAUAAUAUAAGUUCAUAUUCUAAUUCGAAUAUUGAAACUCCCCAACCUCAAGAUAACGAAUAUUCUUAUUAUGCUAAUACUGAAGUAAAUCAGCUUCAAAAUAAUUUUCCAUUCAACUUUGGUUGCACAGGAAGCCUAUUUAAUAGCAAAUCUCAAAAUACAAAAGUGUUUACUCGAAGAGUAGAUAAUAAAAAAAAAAUUAUUAAUAAUAAAUCUAAUUCUCUAAAUAGUUCAUUUUCUCAAAAUUUUAAUCCUUAUAAUGCAUACCCAAAUUAUUCUUUUAUUAGAAAUAAUGCAGAAAACUAUGACUAUGGAAUAACCAUGAAUCAUAAUGGUUUUGACCAAUUAAAUAGAAAAUAUAUGUAUGAUCAACCAAGUAAAUUAACGUAUGGAUAUUUAUCCGAUAGCAUUAAUUAUUCCACUAAUAACCAAUGUAUGAAUCAAAAUAAUGGAUAUAUGAAUAUUCCAUUAUGCUCUAGAGAUUUCAUGUAUAACAAUGAUGCGUGUAAUUUUAUAAAUGGAUUUUACCCUCUAAACCAGGAUGGAUUUAAUGCCAAUUAUGCAAUAACCGAAUCGAUGGAUGUAAAUUGUGAAAAAAUUACGAAGGAUAUUUUAAAAUGUUUUCACAAUAUUAUAAAAUAUAUAUAUAAAGUACUUAAACUAUCUUUUACUAAAAUAAAUAAAGAUUUAAAUAUAAAAGACAUGCAUUUGAGCCCAUCAAUGCCACCUGCUCAUGAAAUGGAUAUGGAUUGUGAUAUUUGUAGAAGUAAAUAUGGACAUAUGGUAUUAAAUUCACAAAACAACGAUUAUCUAAAAAUUUUUGAAGGUGAGGAUGGACCCCAUAAUUUAUUUACACGAAUUUUGGAAAUAAUAAAUAAUUGGCUUGAUGCUAAAGAUUAUAAUGAUGUGGAUUCAUUGAAGGAAAAAAAAGCCGAACAAAUAAUAAAAGCAUAUAGUAAAGAACUCGAGCAAAAUUAUUAUCAAAUUAAUAAUUUCCCUACAACAAAUGAUGGAAAAAUUGAGUUGCCUCAUUUUAAUAAUUAUGGUAGAACUAGUGCCAUGUUUAUAUAA